Aspergillus ibericus CBS 121593 is the source of this 597-nucleotide messenger RNA. RefSeq lists its product as uncharacterized. The coding region runs from base 102 to 425 and encodes 107 amino acids. NCBI's taxonomy places the organism in Eukaryota, Fungi, Ascomycota, Eurotiomycetes, Eurotiales, Aspergillaceae. The record is from RefSeq and is a predicted model, not a curated record. The transcript has 3 exons.
UAUAUACAAUCCAUCCCCCAACCUAGAACCACCAUUCCCAUUAUCGCUUCGUUUAGUACUUUAUUACAAUUCACUCAAAAGAGUUGAAAUACAGACACAAGAUGCUCCCCCGUUAUCUCCCCCUUUUUCGCACCAGACUCCCCUCCUCUAUCUCCUCUGUCCGCUCCAUCCCCAACAAAAGAACCUUAACGUCCUCGACUCCCAAAUGGUCCGCCAAUGAACCCAGCGCGUACCGGGAAGGUAUGGCCCGAUACAAGCUCUUCGUGAGCCCCUUUGCCAAGGUCUUUCUGGGCGCGAUUUUCACCUACCAGGUGCUGUACUGGACGUGGUUGAAGUUGGAGAUGGAUGAGUCGAAGUAUGAGAAGAAUCAGACCGUUGCGGCGCUGGAGCAGAAGGCCAAGGAACUGACGGAUGCGCAGAAGUAGAGGAUGUGGCUGUCCCCUGUCCGUGGAUGAUUUAUCUUUACAGUGGUCUCUGUCCUGAAUUAAUAUAUACCCUUUACGUCCUAUGUGGAACAUCUAGGAAGUCUGUUUGUUGGUCUGUGGCUUGCGUGUCUUCGUUGAGUGUAUAUCCAAACGCUAUGAAAAUGGGUAGACU